AUGUUGAUGGCUCUUGGACAGCAGGUCACACAGAUGGAGGUGUGGGAAUCAUGGUGCGUGAUUCUAACGGUAAUUUUGUUGCGGGAAGAGCGCUGUAUGUGGACAAUGUCUUCUCAGCUUUACAGGUUGAAGCAAUGGCAGCUCGUGAAGGAGGAAUUUUGGCGGUGGAAGGGGAUUUUACUAAUGUCCCCUAUAGGCCCAGUGGUGGAAGAUACUAAGACGCUACUAACUCAUAUUACUAGGGAUGGUUUUACCCAUAUCCGCCGUGUUGCAAAUGGAGCGGCUCAUCGUCUGGCGUGGUAUGCUUCCCACAUUGGAACUACUACUACUUGGUUUGAAGAACCGCCAGAUCUUCCAAUAUUGUCAUUCUCUUAA
Messenger RNA from Prunus armeniaca (apricot), 375 nucleotides. The record is from the annotation of a GenBank genome assembly. NCBI's taxonomy places the organism in Eukaryota, Viridiplantae, Streptophyta, Magnoliopsida, Rosales, Rosaceae.